AUGUGGAUUAUUUGGGGUAAGGGUCAUCAACUCGAUCUAGUAUUCUAUGGCUCCGAGACACGACUUCAUUUUCUUAUGUUCUUCGACCGGGACCCUGCAUGUUAUAGGUAUAGGGUUGCAUGUUCAAACUCGAGGUUGUGGAUCGUGCAUUGGGAAUUCAGUCCGGCCAUUAGUACUCCAGUGUCAUGGAAUGAGCACAAGAAUUUUUGUUUUGGGACACUACAUGGUAUGGGUGUGGGGCUGCAUGUUCAAACUAGUGGUUAUGGGUUAUCCAUUAGGGAUUCCGACCAACCAUUAGUACUCCAGUUUCAUGGAACAAGACGCAAGACUUUUCCUUUUGUGUGUUAUCAAUCAUCAGCUAGGGGACCAUGA
Lactuca virosa is the source of this 372-nucleotide messenger RNA. NCBI's taxonomy places the organism in Eukaryota, Viridiplantae, Streptophyta, Magnoliopsida, Asterales, Asteraceae. The record is from the annotation of a GenBank genome assembly.